GGAGAAGAAGAAGAACGUAGUUGUUGGUAGUGAAAUGUGCUGUAUUUACUCCUGAACGUUAGCGGUCAGUCAUUAGUGUUCGGAUAGCGGAGUUAACCGAUAUGGGCACGUUUGAGGAGGACAGAGUGACGGUUCCGUUUGGGACAAAACAACUGGAUGCUGUGUUGUCUGUCCCUGCCUCAGCAAAAGAUACUUCCACAGCCGUCUUACUCACACAUGGUGCUGGUGGAGACAUGAACCUCAAACAUCUGGUUUCUCUGGCACAUACUCUGGCGUCAAAUGGCUUCCUCUCUCUCCGUUUCACAUGCAAAGGUUUAAACUUGAGUUAUAGAGUCAAGGCGUACCAUGCUGUGUUGGACUACUUGAAAUCUCAAGAGACGUUUACCAUAAAUCACAUAUUUGUUGGAGGCAGGUCAAUGGGAUGUCGUGCAGCUGCAGCUUUGGCCAGGCAGCUGAAUGAGGAAAAAGAAGGUACAGUGCAGGGUGUCAUCUGUCUGUCUUUCCCUCUGCACCCACCAAGACAGACACAUAGCCAUCGGCAGAGGAGUGAAGAUCUCAGGAGGCUGCCUGAACACACGUCUGUACUGUUUGUGUUGGGCACUGAGGACAACAUGUGUGAUAGGGAUCUUUUUGAUGGGAUGGUGAAAGAACUCAAAGCUCAAGUUGAGGUUUUCUGGCUCGAAGGAGGCAGUCAUGGGCUAACAGUGAAAGGAAGGUCGGAUGAUUCCGUGUUGGAUGAAAUUAAUUUACAUGUCAUUACCUGGAUUCGUAAACAAGGAGCAUAGAUUAAUUCAUAUAAUCAUUUUUUAUUAUUAUUAUUUUUGUUGUAUUUUUUUAAAUAAAGGGCAUUUCUUUGCAAA
This is a messenger RNA of Monopterus albus (swamp eel), 860 nucleotides long. It is a transcript of the gene tex30, whose product is annotated as testis expressed 30. NCBI's taxonomy places the organism in Eukaryota, Metazoa, Chordata, Actinopteri, Synbranchiformes, Synbranchidae. The transcript is spliced from 5 exons. Bases 102 to 785 code for a protein of 227 amino acids. The record is from RefSeq and is a predicted model, not a curated record.